UUUAAUUUUAAUGUUUACUUGGACCUGGGAAACUUACUGAUAUAGAAUAACUUUCAUUUUCGUACUUAAUAUUUUUUUUCAAUAAUUAAAUUUAAUUAAACUUAAUUAUUUACAACUUAUAUUAUUUAAUCAAAUACAGUGACCAUUAAUAUUGGAAAACUAGUAUAAUAUGUCUUAUACUUCUUUUUCAAUGUCAAGAAUGUGAUGUUUAUUAAAUCAUUACUAUCGAUCUACAAGCCUACAUUAACAUUAAAGAAUUUCAUUUCAUUGCAAUUGAGUUAUAAUAAACAGAAAAUGAGUACUUUGGAAAAUGUUAUUGAUGGUUUAAAUGAUGUUAGAUGUCGAAUUAAAGUUGUGACUCAAAAACAAAAGGAGUGCUAUGUAGAGCCAAGGCUAGUUGCUGUUAGUAAAACAAAACCUAUAGAACAUAUAAUUGGUAUUUACGAGAAAGGUCAAAGACAUUUUGGAGAAAACUAUGUUCAAGAACUAAUCGCUAAAUCAACAGAUGUCGAAAUAUUAGAUAAAUGUAAAGAUAUUAAGUGGCAUUUUAUUGGCCACAUACAAAAAAACAAAGUUUCCAAAGUGUUAAUGGCUCCCGGUUUAUAUGUUAUUGAAACAAUUGAUAGUGAAAAAUUAGCAAGUGCUGUAAAUAAUGGAUGGAAAAAACUUAAUAAAGAAAGUAAAUUGAAAGUAAUGGUUCAAGUUAACACUAGUAAUGAGAAAGAAAAAUCUGGCAUAACAACUGAUGCAGUAGUAGAUUUUUAUAAAUUUAUUAUUGAGAAAUGUGACCAUUUAGAACUAAUUGGUUUAAUGACAAUUGGUCAGUAUGGUUAUGAUUGUUCUCAAGGACCAAAUCCAGAUUUUUUGGCCUUAGUUGAUUGUAAAAGAAAUGUUUGUGACAAAUUAAAAUUAAAUCCAUCCGAAAUAGAAUUAUCUAUGGGCAUGUCUGAUGAUUUUGAACAUGCUAUUGAAUUAGGAAGUACAAAUGUUCGAGUUGGAAGUAGUAUUUUUGGUUUUCGUCCAAGAAAAGAAAAACAAUAAUUUAUUUGUAAUAAUAAUUCAUUAAAAAAUUAAUUUGAUUUAUCUUAUAUUCAUUUAAUUUAAAUUAGAUACUUUUUCAUUGUAAUCUUUAAAUAUCUUAAUAUAAUA
Messenger RNA from Rhopalosiphum maidis (corn leaf aphid), 1149 nucleotides. Its product is annotated as pyridoxal phosphate homeostasis protein. The transcript is spliced from 7 exons. The coding region runs from base 205 to 1041 and encodes 278 amino acids. NCBI's taxonomy places the organism in Eukaryota, Metazoa, Arthropoda, Insecta, Hemiptera, Aphididae. Gene Ontology annotation, cellular component: intracellular anatomical structure. The record is from RefSeq and is a predicted model, not a curated record. Gene Ontology annotation, molecular function: pyridoxal phosphate binding.